AGAUGGUGCCACAGGUACUUGUGGGCUCAGGGAGGCAGUCGUGAAAGGCAGACAGUAGGGGGGAUAUGGCUGGCGUGUAUGUACAUUGUGAUGCGCCCAUGGCCAUGCUGUAACACUAUCUCUUCUGUAGAAUACAACAUGCUGCCAGCAACGGAAGUCGUGGGCAUACUUCGGUGGCUUCUGGCCGUUGCGGUUCUUGCUUCAAUCAAUUGGCCCCACUUUACCCUCUUAGUCCCGCUGGGACAAGCCACCAAUCCCAGCCACAGCUGUUGAUAGCCACAUUCGGUUCCCCAAUCCUUGGCAUGCCCUAACGCUCCACAACCGAGACCACCAAAAAGUUCGGUUUCUGCUGGCCCGCGAUACCUGCUUCCUUGAAACCCCUCGUCCCGACAUUCCAGCUCAGCAACCGCCAGCAACAGCAGCAGCAAAGCCGUCAAGAUGGGUCGCGUUCGUACCAAGACCGUCAAGAAGUCCGCCAAGGUCAUCAUUGAGCGGUACUACCCCCGGCUGACGCUCGACUUCGAGACCAAUAAGCGGGUGUGCGAUGAGAUUGCCAUCAUCGCGUCGAAGCGGCUGCGCAACAAGAUUGCCGGCUACACCACCCACUUGAUGAAGCGCAUUCAGCGCGGUCCCGUCCGCGGUAUCUCCUUCAAGCUGCAGGAGGAGGAGCGUGAGCGCAAGGAUCAAUACGUCCCCGAGGUGUCGGCUCUCGACUUCUCCGAGGCCGGCCAGCUCGACGUCGAUACCGAGACCAAGGACUUGCUCAAGCACCUUGGUUUCGACUCGAUCCCCGUCAACGUCAUCCCCGUCACCCAGAACCCCGUCGUCGAGCGCGGCGGUCGGCGGUUCGGCGACCGCCCUCCUCGUCGCGACUAAAUGUGCUGAUUUCUGCAAUAUUCUGGCUGGUUUUAUUGGGGGGAACACUGCAAACACACCAA
Messenger RNA from Chaetomium strumarium, 938 nucleotides. Its product is annotated as 40S ribosomal protein S17. NCBI's taxonomy places the organism in Eukaryota, Fungi, Ascomycota, Sordariomycetes, Sordariales, Chaetomiaceae. Bases 439 to 876 code for a protein of 145 amino acids. Gene Ontology annotation, biological process: translation. Gene Ontology annotation, cellular component: ribosome. The record is from RefSeq and is a predicted model, not a curated record. The transcript has 3 exons. Gene Ontology annotation, molecular function: structural constituent of ribosome.